Athalia rosae (coleseed sawfly) is the source of this 5810-nucleotide messenger RNA. It is a transcript of the gene zfh1, whose product is annotated as zinc finger protein 1. The transcript has 11 exons. Lineage: Eukaryota; Metazoa; Arthropoda; Insecta; Hymenoptera; Athaliidae. Gene Ontology annotation, biological process: regulation of transcription by RNA polymerase II; anatomical structure development. The record is from RefSeq and is a predicted model, not a curated record. The coding region runs from base 787 to 2592 and encodes 601 amino acids. Gene Ontology annotation, molecular function: DNA-binding transcription factor activity, RNA polymerase II-specific; RNA polymerase II cis-regulatory region sequence-specific DNA binding.
CACCAGUAGCGAGGCAAGUAUCGAAGAAGCAUGUCGGGGUCUCGUAGACUCACGAUAAUCUACGUACUUUUAGGUAUUUACAUGAUUGGUGCAUUUUUUCUUACGUGAUACGUAGUCCGCAAGAACAGCGUUAGAUCGCGUUAAACGAACACAUCGAUAGAGGGUUCGAUGAAACAAUCGAUGGUCAUUAAGUUGUUACGGUAUCCCACCGCAGUAUCCAUAGAGUCUAACGGCAAUCUCGUUAGGUACAUACGUAUGUAUGUACGUACAUACGUAUGUACGUACAGGACGAAUUUUUAUCGCCAAAAUGAUAUUGCCAAAAAAAAAAAUUUUCAUUCAUCAAACAAUGUUCCAUUUGAUUGAGGAGAAGAAGUUAAUAUUGCGGCCAAAAUUUUCUCAGCUUGCGUGCCAGUUAUUGAUUACGGAUCAUAAGACACGGCGGAAGGUACGCAGCGAGGGCGUGAAGUACGAAAGAGAAAUGGUAGUUAGGAGGGAGCGGAACAAGCCACAUCGAUAGCGUUCGUUUACAGCGCUUCCACCUCCUCAGGCUGCAGCGAGGACGAGGCAGGUGCCGAUGCGGAGGUCGGGGGCGGUGGCGGGGACGGGGAACGGUGUCCGCAGUGUGGCCUCCACUGCCUCGAUCUAACCGCCCUCCGGCUCCACCUAGAAGACACCCACAAGACCGGCUACACCAUCGACAAGCACGACUUGAGCUCGCAAUUCUCCCAAGUGUCUUGCAACGUGUGCAGUAAAACUUUUGCGAAUGUCUACCGACUGCAGAGGCACAUGAUCAGUCAUGACGAAAGCGCCGUACUUCGGAAAUUUAAAUGCCCCCACUGCGAGAAGGCAUUUAAAUUUAAACAUCAUCUCAAGGAACACUUACGUAUACACAGCGGAGAGAAACCAUUCCAAUGUAACAAUUGUAAAAAGAGAUUUUCACACUCGGGGUCUUACUCAAGUCAUAUGACCUCCAAGAAAUGUUUGAUCGUGAAUUCGAAAAAGUCCCGGCAAGGCACCAUCGGCAAUACGGACAGACCUGCAAAGAAGUGCCAACAAUCUUCGCAGGGCAGACGAGAUAUCGAUAAUAUGCUGGCAGCGAAUAAUAACACCUUCCUUCCGAUUCUCCCCAAACUUUCCCCGUCGGAGUACCAAGAAAUUCAGCGUGAAGGAGGUAUUUAUGAUGUCCCCACCUUGUUGCCUCGUAUGAUGGGUUUUGGCAAUUAUUUUCUUCAAUCGUCCCUCGGAAAAAUUCUGAGUCAGUUGAACUCGAAAAGAAUUGACCAAGUCACGGAACAGUUCGAGUCUCACAGAGAAACCAUGAGUCCGUCUACCGCGGAUUCCGAAGGCACCGAGGGCACCGAAGGCAAAGAAUCUCCAGCACUGGCGGACCCCCAAGGUCUGGAUGCGGUACGACGUAUUUUAGAGACUGUAAACACCUCUGUCACCAAACAACUUCUGGAAGCCAACGUGAGGAAAUUAACUUCCUCGCCUGCGACCAUCAAGCGAGAAUUCGACGAAGAUUAUCAGGUGGACCAGGAUAGCGAAAUGUCGAGUGAAGUAACUCAUUAUCCGGAUUGGCCUUCCACGGAUCAGUGUGAUUCGCAAAGCGAGGGUUUGGCUGCCAAAUUGGAAGAUGCAAAUCAAAACCAAACACCGUUGGAAUUGAAAAAUAACAAAAGAAAAGCCCCAGAGGCGAAUGCUGAAAGCUCCGAAGGUGAUUCUGAGGAAGAAGACGAUGGGAGUCAUACCACGAGCGUAGACGGAGGUCGGAGAGUUAGGGCUCGAUCUUUAAUAGACGAUGAACAACUGGCGGUACUUAAAGGCUACUACGCUAUAAAUCCUCGUCCCAAGAAAGAGGAAAUCACUAUGAUUGCCAAUUAUAUACAUUUUUCUACACGAGUCGUACAGGUUUGGUUCCAGAAUUCUAGAGCAAGAGAUCGAAGAGAAUCCAAGAUGCCUGGACUUUUACCGCUUACCAAUGACGGUAGUCAAACAACGGUUGAGCAACCUCUAGAUUUGUCGAAAAAGGACGUACUCACGAUCACGGCUGUUAAAAAUAAUGCUGAAAAUUUGAACAAGACCUCCAACAAACAAAACUCUACCAUAAAAGACAUUCCUGUUACUCCAAACCCUGAUGUAGAUGACAUUGACGAUGCGCCGCUUGUCAUAGACGAAGAAACAACUGAUUCCGUUGAUGUAAAACCGCCAUCCGUCUCUCUGGACGUCAGCUCUAAAAAUCAAAGUCAAAUGCCGACAAAAAUUGAGAACGAGGGCGCGAUGCAGGCUGAAGCUCCAGCCACUGGAGAAAACGAGCAAGAAGGUCUAUACUUCUGCGAUCAGUGCGAUAAGACCUUUUCGAAGCACAGUUCCUUAGCGCGACACAAAUACGAACAUUCCGGUCAAAGGCCCUACAAGUGCGAGGAAUGCCCGAAGGCAUUCAAGCACAAACAUCACCUGACUGAACACAAGCGGUUACAUAGCGGGGAGAAGCCAUUCCAGUGCUCCAAGUGCCUCAAACGCUUUUCUCACUCUGGUUCUUAUAGCCAGCAUAUGAACCACCGUUCCUCAUAUUGCAAGCCCUACAGAGAGUAGAGACAAAAAUGUACGACGCAAUAACCAAAAAUGUACGUACAGAUCUGUUUAAUCGGGACAUAGAAUAGCUUUCACUUAUCAUACUACACAGUAUCACCUCGUGUUGAAGUCUUUGGGUUAUUUCAAGUUUCGCAGCAACAUAUUUCACCUCAACGGCAAGAUCUUGAUAUCUUCCAAUCGAAAUUUACAAUUGAAAGCUUGGGAGUUUGUCGCAUGAGGCAAGAAAUUUUAGAGGUCAGCAACCGAACCCGAGUAUUGGUUCUGCUCACCCGCCAAUCAACCCUUCGAAUACUGCUUUUGGGAACAUUCUACGAUCCUCUUAUACAUAUACGUACAAUAAUCGAAUAUCUUUGUCUGUAUAACGAGAAAUUCCCUAAUAUUACAAAACUAACACGAGCUGGUAUGCCGAAUUCAUCAUGCCUCGCAUUUGCAGUUCGCCACUGACAAUGAAUAAAGUAUCGGGAUCACAAGAAUGCCGCGCUACAUUAGAUUCCAAACAAAGACGUGAUUUCGAUCAUGUUACCAUCGGCUCGCUAUAUUAUAAUAAGCAACCAAACAACACGUAACGGUACCAAAAACGCAUAAUGCAAUAAUAAUUCUAUUAUAAAUAAUAUAAUAAUAUACAUAAUAUUUUAUUAUUUUUAUUAACAAAAUAUUAUAUAUACCGUGACAAUAAUGAAACAAAAAAAAAAAAAAAAGGAUAAAAAACUAAUAAAAAUUAAAAAAAAAUACUAAUUAAUGUACAAAUUUGUUAGUUAAACAUUCGCUGAGGAGUGCGACAUACACUAACGAAAUAAUAAUACGAUACAGUGCCAGGCUAUAGAAUAUAAUACCCGAGCGCUCGGAGAAUGUUGAAUUUGUCUUGUGGCAAAAAAAAUGUUUGAAUAUCGCGGCACGUGCAGUUCAAAAUCGGAUAUACUCGAUCAAAUUCAAUAUGUGUUUCAAUCGGACGAUGCGGUAUUUCUUACCUAAUUCAAAUCACUUUCAUGGCUAAAUCAUUUUCUCGUGAUUUGAGCAUUCCUUCAAACGUAUUAAAAACCAUCAGUUGCACAAUCAUAUACGUACAUAUUUCUUUGAAGUUAGCGCGCGGGCGGGGGCAAUUUAAACAUAGAUAUCGUAAGAUACGUGGGUUUUGGUAGUUUAUCAUUUUCAAUUACCCCAAGUAUACCCAGAUAACAGAAACGAAUGGAAUCAAUAAAAGUCACCAUUUUUUAGUUUGUAAAUUCGGAUGUCACAUUCCAUAUUGAUUCACUUAAAUUCGCAGUAGUGCAAAGAGUUGAGUAAUAGUUUUAAAUUAGAAUUUGGGGUCCGCUAGCUGAUGAAUAGAAACACAAUCGAAUUUGAUUCGUGUGAUACCACCUUGAAAAGUUCAAUAUUGUCUACAGUUCGACUAAAUACCUAUUUUUUUAAAGCUAAAUAUGAACGUUAAAAUCAAAAUAUACAUCAAGCAAUUGAAAGAGUCAAAUGAUUAAAGUGAGGAUUUUUAUUUGCAUCGGAACUUGAUAAGGGCAAGUAAAUAUACGAAUGCAUCCAUCUGACAAUGAGACAUACCGUCGGUAAAGCUUUAUAUAAACUUGCCCCAGUUACCAGAAAACAUAUGACAAAAAAAGAUGAAAGGAAAUUUCAUGCUUCGCCUCCUCGAUUAAACUUACUCUAACUCGACUAAAAGAAGAGAGAAAUUAAAAUAAAUGAACCUAUUAUUACAUUAUUAUAGUUGAGCUUGAGAGGCCAUGGGCAUCUGUGAAAGAAUAUUGCCGGUAGAUAUAUUUUCCAGUUCGUACUUUUCUUGCGAUGACAAAUACAGAGAACGAUGUGUAACAACUUGACUGGAACAAGUGAUCAGAUAAUAACAAACAACCUUGUGCUUUCGUCAACCAUUUGACGUACAUCAAACGCACAUUUAUACAACUCAGCAACUUCUCAAUCAAUGAAAUUUUGGUAAUACUUUUUCACUGAUAUCAAAGCCCAGAUUUAUAACUAAACUUAACUAUGAUAUUAAAUGCUUCCAAUACUGUACUAUUAAAUAUUAUCAUGAUAUUUGUAUGAUUUUGUUUAAAGAUGUGAAUGUAAACAGUAUAUUCCACAAAAGAUAAUACUCGAGAACGUAUUUUAUAACAGUUUAUUCAUCUUUUUAUUUACACGUAACACAAGUGAUAAGUGAUAUUGUUAUAAAUAAUACCAAAUAUGGUUGCCAUACAGCGUUUAUCCAAAUGCUAAACUUGUACUUCCUUAUACAAAGGCUACGGUUAUCCGCGUUGGGCAUCGUGUACACAUUACGAGCAAGCAGAUAUAAUGCUUAUAAUACUCAUUUAUAAUAGUGUUAACGAUUAAGAAAUAUAUUUUUAUAUAAUUAUAAUAUACUAUUUAGGAUAUCAAUAAAGGGUCGCACGUGCAGUUGCAGUGGUCUUAUUUUUACUACACUUAUCAACUGCUAACUGAAUGCGUCUAAAUUGACAUCAUGUAGAAUUUGCUGCCAACUAUUUGAAAAGUUAGUUUAAAAUGAAUAAAGUAAGUCGCAUAUAACAAGUUUGGCUCGGUUUUAAUGUUAGUUAUUAUACCUAUAGAUGUUACCAUCGGUUGUGCAAUCAAGUUGAAUAUGCUGUAAAGAAAAGAAAACAAGAACAUAAAAGACAAUACUGCACACACCUUUGCAACGAAUAGUUUCAGUUAACUACUGCAUUACUUUCGCGUGGCACCAUUCAUCACAAAACCUCCCUCCUGCCCAGCCGUCGACGCUCUCUAGAAUUCCUGAUUGUUAAGAUUGUUGAAGCAACAAUAUACAAGCACCAUACGAUGCCUUCCGUGAACGACCGAGCUUACCUAGUUACUAAAUAUUGGGACAAGUUGAAAUCAAAAGUAGUUAUUUCAGCCCAUUUAUACAUUUUACCCAGAUGCGAUAGAUAUGUUAUUAUCAGUAUGACACAGUCAUAUUGUGUAUGGCGCAGAGUAGCGAGAUUACCGUUUUUUGGUCUAAAUAACUAUUUUUAUUUUUCAAUUGGAUAUAAUAGUAACUAUUGGUCAUGCCAUUGAGCUUUCCAUGACUACAUUCAUAAGUAAAAUUGAAAAUAAGUAAUAAAAUAAAUUGUAUAUACCUAUUCGAUAACACAGACAAUAAUGUACCGUUUCUUUUAGAGUUUAGAGCAAACCUACAUUUGCAUAGUAUACCUGUAGAAUUCACAUAAAAAUAUAAUAUAAAUAUAAAAUUGGUAUAUAUUAUA